Messenger RNA from Orbilia oligospora ATCC 24927, 996 nucleotides. RefSeq lists its product as uncharacterized. Lineage: Eukaryota; Fungi; Ascomycota; Orbiliomycetes; Orbiliales; Orbiliaceae. The coding region runs from base 1 to 996 and encodes 331 amino acids. The record is from RefSeq and is a predicted model, not a curated record. Gene Ontology annotation, molecular function: hydrolase activity, acting on ester bonds. The transcript is spliced from 3 exons.
AUGAAGUCGACACUUGCCUUCGCUGCCUUCGCUGGCCUCGCGACCCUUUCCGCUGCUGCGCCGUCCCUAGAUAAAAGAGUUUUUGGAAGACACUAUAAUGGAUUCGACAGAAUCAAGUAUCUCUUCGUCUUCGGCGACUCAUACACCAGCACCGGCUUCAACAUGACCAAUGGCUCCCCCCUGCCAUCGGCCUCAAACCCAAUGGGCAACCCCCCUUUCCCAGGCUGGAACUCCGCCAACGGACCAAAUUGGGUCGACUACCUCACCUUCACCUACAAUUCCUCGUUACUCCAGACCUGGAAUCUUGCCUAUGGUGGUGCCACAAUCGACUCAGAACUCGUCCGUCCAUGGCGCGACGAUGUCCUCUCCCUCAAACAACAGGUCCAAGACCUCUUCCUCCCAUACCUCAGCGUCCCACCCCCACGAAGUGCUCACUCUGCCUUUCCACGCUGGAAAUCAGAUACCUCUCUUUUCCUGACCUGGAUCGGAAUCAACGAUAUCGGUAACUCAUGGUGGAACCAGAACACCACUUUCCACGACGUCCUCCUGAACGAAUAUUUUGAUCAUAUGAACUCGCUUUACGAAACCGGUGCUAGGAACUUUGUCUUCAUCAAUGUUCCACCAACAGAUCGUUCCCCCCUCAUCUUGGAACAAGGCGAUUGGUCGACUUCAACACUGAAGGUCAUGUUGAAGGACUUUAACGAUAAGUUGACGAAGAGGGUCGCCAAGUUUGAGAAGGACCACAGGGGUACUUCCACAUGGUUGUUCGAUUCCGUUGGAAUCUUUAACAACAUCCUCGACCACCCCAAGACCGCGGACUGGACUUUCAACAAUGUGACCGAGUACUGUGCAGCUUAUCAGAAUGGAACUCCUGAAUGGGAUACAUUCGACCCUGCUUGCGUCUACCCUGUCGACGAGUACUUCUGGUUGAACUCUCUUCAUCCAACUCACUUUGUACACAAAGAGGUUGCCAAGAAGCUUGCAAAGGCUUUGUAA